AAACAAUCGAUAGCGGUUAGAGGUAACACAAGCAUGGGAUCAGUGUACUCUGAUGAACGUAACUAGAAUUUCUUACUCAUGAGUUGCAUUUUUUCUGCCAUCACUCAAGGCCGUUGGGACAAGGAGGUAGGUUUGAUUUAGCGAAGUCAAUAUGGGAAAUUAUCUUACUUUCUAUGGGUGGAUAUUUUAUACCAAUAAACGCCAUGAAUAAAACUCUCUCACCUUGUUAAAACGUGCACAUGAAGAUUUGUAUUCAUAGUUUUAUUGCAAUAGGAUCCCCUUUGUUGUUUGAUUGGCUUAACAAUACACACAGUUAAUCGUGGAAAUCUACAAGAAAUAAAAUGCAAGGCUAUGCUUCUUAUACUGGAGGCCCAGUUGGGUUUGGUGAUCCUAACAGUAAGUAUAUUUCGAGUACAGAACGCAGCAACGUAAUUUCAAAAUUUGUACAAGAGAAACUUAUUAGUGAAUUAUGUGUAGAAGAGUGGAAAGAUUGGCGAAAGUGCAUACGUGGAAAACGAGGCGAGUGGUUCGGUACCUGGAAAUGCAAACCUAAAUAUCAGAUAUUUGAACAGUGUCAGAUGAGGUACCUUCUAGACCUAGAUGAACUCAAAAAAUUUGAAGAGGAAUACUUAAGUAUGCGAAGUGAAUAUCGGAAAACUGGUGUGGGUCGCGCUUUCAUGACGAAAGAACGAAUACAAGAACUAUGCGAGUUGUAAAUGCCCCCUUUUAUAACUGUAGCACACUCCAGUUCAUAAAUAUAUAUAUAACUAUGAUUAUGUGUAUUUAUCCAA
This is a messenger RNA of Schistosoma intercalatum, 791 nucleotides long. The record is from the annotation of a GenBank genome assembly. Lineage: Eukaryota; Metazoa; Platyhelminthes; Trematoda; Strigeidida; Schistosomatidae.